Messenger RNA from Capsicum annuum, 1012 nucleotides. RefSeq names its product protein YELLOW LEAF 1, choloroplastic. Gene Ontology annotation, cellular component: chloroplast. Gene Ontology annotation, biological process: chloroplast organization; thylakoid membrane organization. NCBI's taxonomy places the organism in Eukaryota, Viridiplantae, Streptophyta, Magnoliopsida, Solanales, Solanaceae. The transcript is spliced from 5 exons. The record is from RefSeq and is a predicted model, not a curated record. The coding region runs from base 279 to 764 and encodes 161 amino acids.
AAAUUUAUAAUUAAAAUACAAUGAAGAGUAUAUGUAUCAUUUAUUAAACUUGAUACGUACCUAAAGAGUUAUUAAUAGGCAGCAUUUUUUACCUUUUAAAUAAUUAUUUAAAAUUUGAUUUUUAUAUUUUGCUCUUGAUAAUUCCAUCAUCUCCAUUACUGCAACCUCCAUCAAUCACCGACUAUCAACUCCUUUCGAUUUUAAUUUUUUUCCAGUUAUUUUCGAAAGGAUUCUAGUAGGAGGGCAAUCUCAGUGAGACUCAGAAUUCGUGCAAAGUGAUGUCGUUAACUGCCAGUACCACCAUGAGUGUAGCUACUUUGCCCACAGUUAGAGCAAGGGAUCAAUGCCGGAAGCACUUCAAGCCAAUAGUAUCAGUUCCAGCUGGCCUCCAUCCGCUUGGCAUGCAGUCACAACAACUCAUUAACAAUUCAAGACGCUUGAGAUGUCCUGUUCAAGAAAAGCGUGCUUCAAUAAUAUGUGCUGCUGCUCUGAACGCGAGAUGUGCUGAAGGCCAGACACAGACGGUUACACGAGAAUCAUCAACCAUUACAGUUGCACCAGUUCAAGGAAAGGAGAAAUCUCCUGAACUAGAUGAUGGUGGGACUGGGUUUCCCCCUCGCGAUGAUGAUGGAGGCGGAGGUGGAGGUGGUGGUGGUGGAGGGCAUUGGAAAGGCGGGUUCUUCUUUUUCGGGUUUCUUGCUUUCCUAGGCUUGUUGAAGGACCAGGAGGAGGAAGGACCCUACCGGGAUCAACGGAGAAGAUGAAGAAAACCAGAAUACUCAUCAACAUAGAAAUCAAAAUAUUUUUGUUAGUCCGGGAUUUGUAACUGGUUUCUACCGUCAUCAAUCUCCAGUCAUGGCCUCGAGCAACCUAUAGUGGGACGAUAAUCUCUGAUUGAUUAUGUACUUGAGUGUAGCAUUACUUAUAGCUCAAUAUGUAUCACAAGAAAAUAAUGUUGUGGACUUGUAUGGUUGAUUAAGUUGCUAUCUAAUUACAUAAUUAUUUAUUGCUA